AUGGGACCGGAAACUUUUCCGCCGUCUGAUUUUGGAUCAGGAGAGUUGAUGCCCGCUAAUGGAACCGAAACUGUUGUCAAUGCUGAAUUCGACAUGGACGAAAUACUAGGAAAAAUGGAAAGCGCAAACCGUCAAUUCGUGACAUCAGGACAGCCUCAAAAUAUCAUUUACUGGAUGUGCUUCGUCUUCGGCGUUCCGAUGAACAUGCUCGUUUUAUUGGUUCUUUUGGCAGGUGAUCCAGGAGACAAGCGAUCGCCAACUAGUUUAUAUUUGACACAUAUGGCCAUGGCAGACCUGCUUUAUCUUACGACGAUUCCGCUUGCAAUGGCCACACGGAGAAAUAAAGAGUUCACUGCAUCCGCUGUUUCCUGUACAUAUCAAGUCUUCACACAAUCAGCGAACUUCUUCGUAUCAGUCCUUAUGCUCACUCUUCUAUCCAUUGAUAGAUACGUUGCUAUAAUGAGCUCAACUAACCGUUCUGCCUUUUUGAAACUCGCACGCAAGCUGAGGACUUCAACGAACAAAAUGACUGCCUUGUGCCUAGUCGUCUGGAUAAUUGCCGUUGUUCUAGUUCUGCCUGGAAUGACCGAUGUAGGAAAAUGGUCUAAUGCGGGUGGAGAGGAAAUGAAUACCUGUGGCAUUAUCCUUGUUGAGCCCGAGGAUGUCAAAAUGAACGGCCAAGUUUGCCAGCAGCUAAGCAAAGAUGAGCUGGAAUCAUCAUCUCUGACGCAGGCCGAUUGUGAGGAUCACGUGAAGACAUACUUGAACUCGUCAGCAUACGAGGCCACCGACGAUCACCAAUUCAACGAAUGUCUGUGUCGACAGCCAGAAAAGAUCGUCAUAUGGCGAGGAUUUCUGUUCAUUAUUGGGUAUUUAUUACCGCUCUUGACGAUCGUAUUUUGCUAUUCGAAUAUCCUGAUUGUUUUGCAGAAAACUAAUCCAAAAAUGCUGAAUAAAUCUGGCGGCAAAAAUUACCGAUCACGAGCGACUUUGCUAAUAGCAAUUCUCGUCAUGUGCUACUUUUUCGCACUGACCCCAUUUCAUCUAUUUGGCUAUCUUCAGACAAUGGGAGGGAUCUUAGACUCAAAAAAUUGCAAACGAUUUGGCGAGGCAGCCCGAGUCUUAACGAUUGUCCACUCAACUCUUAAUCCUGUCAUCUACUCAUUCCUGUCAUACGGCUACCGAAAUCGCCUUGCUUUGCUUUGGAAGAGAUUCUCCAAAAAUAUUCUAUGCCAGCAGUUCCACCAUUACAUAAGCAGAACUGCUAGCCAUGCUACUCGAGCAACAGACCGAAGCACCUUGAAAACGAAAGACGAAUGCACAGUGCCGAAAGAAAGCAGAGAGAACCUUCUUCAACCUAUGAUAACGGGAUCCAUCUUAAAUAUUCUUCAUUAG
Molecule: messenger RNA, 1395 nt
Organism: Oikopleura dioica
Lineage: Eukaryota; Metazoa; Chordata; Appendicularia; Copelata; Oikopleuridae
Source: the annotation of a GenBank genome assembly